Molecule: messenger RNA, 1752 nt
Organism: Cryptomeria japonica (Japanese cedar)
Lineage: Eukaryota; Viridiplantae; Streptophyta; Pinopsida; Cupressales; Cupressaceae
Product: putative UPF0481 protein At3g02645
Exons: 1
Coding region: 125-1603 (492 amino acids)
Source: RefSeq, a predicted model, not a curated record
UAAGGAAUUAAAAGUAUUAAGAAUAGGACCACAUGAUUCAUGUUUGCACAAAAGUGGUAUAAAUAUCUACGAAUAUAAUGAUGAGUUGCUGGAUCCCAAUCCAUUUCCUAAUUUUACUGUUUUAAUGUCAAAAAAGAUGACAGUUCCUAAAGUGGGGGUUUCUCAAUGGCUGGAACAAACAAAGAACACACAAAAGCAGGGAGAAGAACAAGGCAUGGCAUCUCAUGUGCAUCCAUACAUCUUCACCAUACCAGAGCCCCUGUGUAUUGAAAGGCCAGAUGCGUAUAUACCACAGGUAGUUUCUCUUGGACCAUACCAUCAUCUUAAACUUGAACUGUUUGAGUCUGAAAGAUACAAAUCUAAGCUUACUAUCCAAGUUGAGAAAAAAGCAAAGGGAGGGGCUUUUGAGGAUUUGGUUAAAGAUCUAACUAAUAUUGCAGGGGAGAUAAGGAAUAGCUACAAUGAUGAAAUUGAAUGUGGAGAUGAAGUAUUAGGAUGGAUGAUGGCUCGAGAUGCUGUAUUUAUCCUGGAGUUUAUUGGUUGUUAUGACCAAUAUGAAAGCCCUAGAAUUCAACAGACAAACCCUUAUUUUCAGAACAUGGAAGCUGUUUUUCAUCCAGAAAGGAAGAGCCCUUUGUUCUUCCCACUUCGGGCGGAUAUAUUUAAGCUGGAGAACCAAAUCCCACUUUUUGUUUUGAAAAAAGUUUUGGAAUGGCAAACUGGGUCAGAUAGUCAAGCUUUAAACACGCUUCAAAUGACUAUUUCAAGUGCCUGUAAAAAUUUCUCCCCUUUCAAGCAUGUUGGAGAUUCUUAUCGUUCUUUUACACGAGAAUCCUAUAAUGAUUUGCUUGAUGAGAGGCACAUACUGGAAUGCCUUUAUAAUUUCAUCGUGCCGAAGACAAAUCCUGCUCGGAGUAGUGUCACCAUCGGAGAUGAUCAUAAUGGAAUUGUACCGAUGAGCGCUGCUUUUAAGUUUCUUCAUCAGAUGACAUCAAGAUUUAGGGGUUUUUUGUCCCAAAAAUCACGUAAAGCUGACAUAAAUCUCCCAGCAGCAGCAGAAUUACACAGGAGAGGGGUGAAAUUUUCUCCUUUCACAUGGGCAUCCGAAGAGAUAAGGUUUGAUAGAGCCAGCUCUACAUUGUUCCUCCCUUGUAUAGAGAUGGAUUACAAAACAGAUGUUUUCUUGAGGAAUAUGGUGGCACUGGAAGCAUUCAUGAAGUGGAAAAGUAGAGUGUUUACUUGCUAUGCAGACCUGAUGGACAGAUUGGUCGACACUCCUAAUGAUGUUGCAGUUCUGAAGAAAUAUGGUAUCAUCCAUAGUAGUUUAGGAAGUGAUAAAGAGAUAAGCAUUCUAUGGAAUGGUAUCCGCAGAUCAAUAUGGAGGAGCCCAUAUGAUCCUAUCGACAAUACAAUCAAUGCUGUAAAUGAAUAUUACAGAAGUAGGUAUGGAGUUCUAUUUGGUGAACUCGUACAAGAACAUUUUUCAAAGCCAUGGCGAGCUGCAUCAGUGAUGGGAGCAUGCACUUUGCUCAUUCUGACUUUCGUGCAGACAUUAUUAUCAUAUUUUCAACUUCAUCAACAAUGUGAAUGCAAGUGCACAUAAAUUCCCUUUACAGUAUUUCAUGCUUGAGGCUUUAAUUCCUGCUUUCUGUAAUACAUUCCCGGUUGUGAGUUCAAGGCCUAGCCAGUCCAGCUUUGUGUAGGUCAUGAUCACCACAUAUAUAUAAAUAUAGAUAUAUAUUAAUUUGGUUG